UUUGCAAGAAAAACAAUGCAAAAGAGGCCUACAAUAUUUUCCUGAAAAUGCAAGGGAAGAAUGAGUUUCAUUAUCGUUCUUAUGACACCCUGAUAAAAGCAUUGUUAACCCAGGGUUGUCUUGAAGAAGCCAUCAAAGUGAAACACAUUGCUGAGACCCACAUCAAGGGCUUCACACUGAACAGUGCUGCCAGCAGCCUCCUCAUCAUAUCGCAAGUUAGGCGGGAUUAUUUGAAAGAUGCAGUAGCUGUUCUAAAAGGAAUGCUUGACAGUGGCCUGUUGCCUACUAGACCAGCAGUUACUGCACUCAUUCAGACUCUGGCUGAAAAAGGAGAUCUAAAGAACCUGCAAGCACUUAAAAACAUGCUGGAAGACAUCACAAAAUCGAUUGGUGUAUCUGCCUCACUAAUUGCUAAUGCUAUUGCAUUGGCUCAUACUAAAAACAAUGACCUUGAUGCUGCUGUGGAAUGCCUUGAACCUCUGCUUAUCUCUGGUGCACAGAAUCCUGAUCAAGCUGUCAAAAGUAUUUCCUAUUUGUUAAGAAAGGUGUCUGAGGAAGGAUUAGAACCAGCUUUGGAAAAAUUUGGUGUGAUGGCAGAACGACUGGCCAGUCAGUUUGGAAUUUACAGACCUGUCACAGAGCUUUUCCUUCAAUAUGUCAGUGCAGACAGAGCGGAUGAUGCCAGAUCGCUGGUACAGAGGUGUGGCGCACUAGUUGAGGAGAAGAGCACUUUAGUGAGUUUUAUGGCUAGAUCAGCAUCUAAACCUGGACAGGCAAAGAAGAUUGAGACACUUCUAGAACUGAUUCCUGAGCAUCUAGACGCAGAAACUGCGUACCAUUACCUCAUGAAAUGUUAUGAAUCGGAUGGGGAUAUUGCUUCUGUAAUGGCUGUGUAUGAGAAAACAAAAGCGAAGAAUAUACAGCUGCAUGAGCUAUCUCUGAAAUCUUUAGCGGCUUUUCUGAAGGAAGCAGGAGAGCCUGUCCCUUUCACUGAGCCCCCUGAGACAUUCAAGUUCUAUGUGGAAAAAUGGAGGAACAGAAGAUUGGAAGCAUCAUGAACAGACAGUCUUUUAUGCUUUAGUUUAUGAAAUUGUUUAAAUAUUACAUUCAAUAAAAACU
Leptosomus discolor (cuckoo roller) is the source of this 1119-nucleotide messenger RNA. The record is from RefSeq and is a predicted model, not a curated record. NCBI's taxonomy places the organism in Eukaryota, Metazoa, Chordata, Aves, Leptosomiformes, Leptosomidae.